Molecule: messenger RNA, 939 nt
Organism: Aspergillus wentii DTO 134E9
Lineage: Eukaryota; Fungi; Ascomycota; Eurotiomycetes; Eurotiales; Aspergillaceae
Exons: 3
Coding region: 1-939 (312 amino acids)
Molecular function (GO): glycosyltransferase activity
Source: RefSeq, a predicted model, not a curated record
AUGGCCACGAUUCCUGAGCGUCCCCGCGUCACAGACGCCAAGAAAGUAUGGGCCUCUAUCUUGACCAACACCGCAUACCUGCAGGGCAUUUUGACCCUUGAAUAUUCUCUGCGCAAACACGGCACGAAGUACCCGUUCAUUGUUCUCUAUACGGACUCGCUGCCGGAGGAAGCCCAUGCUGCCCUUGAUGCCCGCGGAAUACUCAAACAGCCCGUUCCCUACCUCAAGCCUGAAAUGACGACGAACUUGACCAACGAUAAACGUCUAUAUGACGCCUGGACCAAGUUGAUCGCCUUUGCGCUUUACGAAUAUGAUCACGUUGUUCUACUCGACUGCGACAUGAUGGCCCUGCACAAUAUGGAUGAGUUGAUGGAUGUUGAGUUGGAUCCGCCAGAGAUGGAGGGCAAGGGCAAUCGCGUGUUUGGUAGCACCCAUGCAUGCCUCUGCAACCCGCUCAAGAGAUCUCAUUACCCAGAGGAUUGGAUCCCAGCCAAUUGUGGAUGGACACUCCAGCAUGACACCCCAGAACUCGCCCAGACCACCCCUCCUCCAAUCGAGGCAAGCUUCGGUUUGUGCAACACCGGUAUCAUCGUGACCAGACCGGGCGAAGGUGUAUGGAAGAUCAUCACCGACAGUCUGGCUACUUCCAACACAUCCGACUGGAUCUUUGCCGACCAGUCUCUGCUUUCGGAGGUAUUCCAAGGCCGUUGGGCCCCGCUCCCAUACAUUUAUAACGCCUUGAAAACAAAGCGGUGGGAGGGUGUGCAUGACGCUAUCUGGAGAGAUGAUCGUGUCAAGAAUAUGCACUAUUUCCUUACUCCCAAGCCGUGGGAUGAGACGCCGCCUGUCCAUGCAGACCCAACCCAUGCAUGGUGGUGUGACCUUAACGCAGAAAGGAAGGAAGAUGACAAGGCUCGGGGCUUAACCGAUGGGUGCUAA